AUGCAGGAUGCGGGCAGUUCAAGUAGUGGUCUGUCGGAGAUUCCCACCGCCCAUCCAGAGCAUAGCCCGGGGUUCGCAUCCGUGAGACCAACGCUGAGCCGACGCUCCACCAAUGUCGAGCUCUCACGAAUCGAGUCGAUUCGUCUGACGCACCAGUCGACCGUCGGAUCGACAGCUGGCCCAGCCCCCAGAGAUCAAUGGCUACCAUUUGGCGGCGGAAGAGAUUAUCCUCCCCUGCUGCCUGACCCCGAGAAAUAUGUCGUAGAAUUCACAGGAGAUGACCCCAUGGAUCCGCAUAACUGGCGGAUGAGCACCAAGGUUUAUUUGUCGUGCAUCCUCGCGUAUGUCACUUUCGUGUCCUCGUUCGCAAGUGCGAUCUUCUCUUCUACACUCGCCGCGACCAGUGAGGAGUUCCACGUGAGUACGGAAGUCAUGAUAUUAGGCGUGACCCUGUAUGUUUUAGGCUUCGCGUCCGGUCCUACCUUUUGGGCCCCGGCCUCGGAGCUGAGCAGCCGACGAUGGCCCCUUACUGCGGGUGCCUUUGGGGCGAGCAUCUUCACCAUUGGGACCGCGACCGCGAAAGAUGUUCAGACCAUCAUGUUGACCCGGUUCUUCGCUGGGUUCUUCGCCGCUAGUCCGCUGGCCCUAGUCCCAGCAGUAUUCGCCGAUAUGUACAAUAAUCGGCAUCGCGGCGUGGCCAUCGCCAUGUUCGCCAUGGCGGUGUUCGUUGGGCCAUUCGCAUCCCCAUUCACCGGGGGGUUUAUCACCAUGAGUUAUCUCCACUGGCGAUGGACCAUGUACCUCGCGGCCAUUAUGGGUUUCUUCGGAUCGGCAUUGUUGCUCUGCUUCUUUCGAGAAACCUAUGCGCCCAUGGUGUUGGUGGGAAAAGCGUCUAUACUGCGACGCCAAACUCACAACUGGGGUAUUCAUGCGAAACAAGAUGAGGUCGAGGUUGAUUUCAACCAGUUGAUCACCGUGAACUUCAGCCGGCCCUUCCGCAUGUUGUUCACCGAUCCUAUUGUGUUGUUGGUGACGUUGUACAUGUCGUUCAUCUACGGAUUGAUGUAUGCGUUGCUAGGGGCAUAUCCCAUCGUAUUCCAGAAGAUCCAUGGGAUGAACUUCGGAGUUGGAAGCCUGCCGUUCAUCGCGUUAAUCAUUGGCGAGUUUGCGGGGGGUGCAUACACCCUCCUCAGUCAGCCGGCAUAUACGAAGAAAUUAGUAGCCAAUAACGACAUCCCCGUGCCGGAAUGGCGAUUACCUCCCGUGAUUGUGGGCGGAAUCGCCUUCACAGUAGGCCUCUUUUGGUUCGGUUGGACCGGCUGGACGAAGAACAUCCACUGGAUGGCCCCCACGGCAUCCGGGGUUCUCGUGGGAUUUGGUAUCUAUUGCAUCUUCCUGCAGUGCUUCAACUAUCUAAUCGACUCGUAUCUGCAAUUUGCCGCUUCGGUCUUCGCCGCCAACACCAUCCUCCGGUCCGCCGUCGGGGCGUGUUUUCCGCUCUUUGCACGGCAGAUGUUUACCAACCUGGGGGUUCAGUGGGCUGGGACACUGUUGGGCUGUCUGGCGGCUAUCAUGAUCCCGAUUCCAUUGGGAUUUAUCAUCUGGGGCCCCACAUUGCGGCGGAAGAGCAAGUUUGCACCGAGCCCAGCAGUAUUCGAGGAAAAGUCGGGGUAG
Molecule: messenger RNA, 1674 nt
Organism: Aspergillus pseudonomiae
Lineage: Eukaryota; Fungi; Ascomycota; Eurotiomycetes; Eurotiales; Aspergillaceae
Product: MFS transporter
Exons: 5
Coding region: 1-1674 (557 amino acids)
Biological process (GO): transmembrane transport
Molecular function (GO): transmembrane transporter activity
Source: RefSeq, a predicted model, not a curated record